Messenger RNA from Malassezia restricta, 981 nucleotides. RefSeq lists its product as uncharacterized. Gene Ontology annotation, molecular function: peptidase activity. Lineage: Eukaryota; Fungi; Basidiomycota; Malasseziomycetes; Malasseziales; Malasseziaceae. The transcript has a single exon. Bases 1 to 981 code for a protein of 326 amino acids. The record is from RefSeq and is a predicted model, not a curated record.
AUGUCGGGGAUCACGCCGGCAGCCAACGCAUCUUUGUCCAUAUCCGCCCGGCUUGCGGUGGUUGUAUGUCCUUGCCUAGUAUGCUGGUGGCUGUACAAUACUGCAACUGAGGCGGCGAUAUUGGCCCCAUUGGUGUUUCUCCCCACAUUGUGCAUGUACGGUGCAUGGGCUUGUGCGAAUCAUGCAAAGCCGGAACGGCGUGGUCAGCUCGAGACGAUGGUGUGGAUAUACUUUUCCGUCAGUAUUUUUGGAACUACCUUACUCGGUCUAGCUCAGCUUUUGGCCUACCUGAUUGUUGUGUCGUUAGUCAUGGGACCACAUGCGGCAGAGUAUUGGACCGAGUUUUUACGUGGAACGGUUGAUGGCAUGACAGUCGAAGAACGUGAGCGCCGAGCUGAGCUUGCUGGUACUUGGAAAAACUGGCUUCUUAUUGUCUUGUUUUCUUUCGUUAUGGCUGGUGGCUUUGAAGAGAUUUUAAAAUACUUGCCUGUGGCUUAUGCCCGGUACCUCGAGCAAAAGCACAAGUGGAAGCGCGAAAGCGCGUACAUUGACUUUGCCUUGGCUGGAUCGCUCGGGAUGGCUACCGUUGAAUGUAUCGGUUUCUUGCACGAUACAUAUGCUGGUGGAUCCCAUGGUCUCCUUGCGCCUAUUGUGACAUUGGUACAACGCCAGAUUGCCGGUACAACUGGCCAUAUGACGGCCUCAAUGCUAACGUCGUUGCGUGCGACGCGCUCUGACUUUUAUGGUCCAGUUCAUUCAUGGCUCUGGAUUAUCUCGCCGUCUAUGAUCCUACAUGGUAUUGCGAUCAUGACUGUGUUUGUAUCGUGUACUUUGGAUGGUCACGUUGGAUGGGUUCAUCCUACAGAACUGAUCUCUAUUGCUGGUAUGUAUGGAAACUUCUUCUGUGUCGUCUGUGUCGUUACGGUUCUCGCUUAUCGUGAACACAAGAUCCUCAAGUCGCUUGGGCUUCAUUCGAAGUAA